Molecule: messenger RNA, 1396 nt
Organism: Fukomys damarensis (Damara mole-rat)
Lineage: Eukaryota; Metazoa; Chordata; Mammalia; Rodentia; Bathyergidae
Gene: Zg16b
Product: zymogen granule protein 16B
Exons: 4
Coding region: 112-600 (162 amino acids)
Source: RefSeq, a predicted model, not a curated record
CUCCUUCCUCCUGGAGGGCCCAAGAGUAUAUAAGGAGCAGGGGAACUGCGCUCGAGCACAAGACUCAGCCCAAACUCUCCUAGCCAGAGCCUGAUACACCAGCCGGAAGCCAUGCUGCUCUUGCUGACCCUCACCCUGCUGGUGAGCCCCACCUGCUGGGGACGAAUUGACAAUUCCUUCAGCACCGCUAUGUGCAGCGAGGCAGCCAUUAAGGCCAUUCGGGUGGCUGUGAGUUAUGUUGGCAACAUUAUAAGUGUCCAGGUUAAACUAGGCAAAUACUGGGAUGUUGUCCAUGGCCAUCAAGGAGGGACUGUCAUGGAAUUCAACCUGGACGACGACGAAUACUUCACCGAGGUCCACGGCUCCAAGAAAAUCAACAUCCGAUACUUGCUCCUGUGCACCAACAAGAAUCGCUGCGCCUCGUUUGGGAAAAAUGAUGGCCAGCAGUUCUUCUCCUUCCCCCCAGAGGCAGACCAGGUGCUCAAGGCCAUCGCUGGCGUGGUCGGGCCCAUUGGCUUACAGAAGCUUGAGUGGAGGUGGGGUAAUUUACAAACGGAACCAACCACUACACCACCCGCCACUUCACAGACGAAGAAAUGAAUUGGCCGAGUCCUCAGGCUGGGCCACCGGUACGCUCACUGAGGCUGGCUGAGUAGGGAUUGCUGCUCGUGCUGGGGUGAUCAAGUUGGGAUUCCGAAUCCACCAGUAAUUAAAGCUUCUGCAGGAACGGUGUGCAGGCGUGGUCCUUGGGUCUGAGGGUCCAAAGCUGCUGGGGCUGCUGGAGUCCCAGGAACUCCAAUCCGAGGUGGGCAGCAGUGACUCUGCUGAGAUUCGGGACCAACUCCACACUCCGAAGGGUCAGGCUCCAAGGCCACCACUGCCCCUGCGCCCUCUCCAGACCCCUCCAGCUGGUCUCCAGCAGCCAGGCCCAGCUCUGGGCUCCCGAGUGUGUAAGAGGGAAGCCUCGGGGGAGCCACUCACGGGCUCAUUCUCUCAGCAGAUAUCUGCCAAGGCCUUGUCGCCACCAGGCACCGCCAGACACUGGAAAUAAAGAAGGGGCCAAGUGUCCAGCUGAGGAGCUGGCUGACCUGUCGUGCCCAGAUAGCUGCGUUUCACUGUGGCGUUGAUGCGCUGACGGGAGCUCAUGCAGGAUGUUGUAUGUGGGCAUCUACUCAGAGGUGCAGCGGGGAAUGUGCUCCAGGGGGUCUCCCUGGAGGAGGGAAGAGCCGAGCAAGUCUUAAAGGGUAAGGGAGAGUUGUCCAAAUACAGACAAGGAAGGAGGGCCCAAGCGGUAGCCCAGGAGAAGCUGGGUGUGGUGGUGCAUGCCCGUAGUAUCAGCUCUUUGGGAGGCUGAAGCCGGACGAUUCCAGAGUCAAGUGGCACCCAGGCAAUUUAG